Molecule: messenger RNA, 2094 nt
Organism: Rhizophagus irregularis DAOM 181602=DAOM 197198
Lineage: Eukaryota; Fungi; Glomeromycota; Glomeromycetes; Glomerales; Glomeraceae
Source: RefSeq, a predicted model, not a curated record
AUGGAUGAGAAUCAGCUUGAAAUGAUUUUAAAUACUAUACAAAAACAAUUACCCGAUGAUCAACUUUUAUCUGCUGCUCACUUAAUUUCAACAAUGCGAUAUCCAAAAGGACCUAAUAAGGGCAAAAUUUAUUCGCCAUACUUACAGAAAAAAGCCUAUGAAUCCAUAACUCAAAGUCUUUAUAAGCAUCAGCCUACAUAUAAAUCACUACAAGAAUCUAAUACAAAAUUAAAAGCUGAUUUUAAAAAGCUUCACCGACAAAAUCAAACUUUGAUUAGAAAAACACAAUCACUUGGAGUUCAAAAUAGACAUCUUCGUAAUCAGAAAUCAAGUCAUAUAUCUCAAAUCCGUUCUUUAGUUCGAUGCUCUCAUCAGAUCUCUGAUGCAACAUUUCAAAAAAAAAUUAAAUCUAUCUUUGAAGUUAACAAACGCAGCUAUACAUCUAACACUGUUUGGCUUGCAACUAAACCCCCACAAAAUUGGAUAUCAAUUUCAACAUUGCGUACUUGGCAUCAGAACGUUUCAGAAUUACAUGUUAAUGCUCAAAUCUGUCAAGUUGCCAAUGCUUCAGUAUUUGGAAUUAUGGUUGAUGAAUCAACAAGAGGUGAAACCAAAAAUUUUGUUAUGUGUUAUCAAUUCUGGGAUCAAAAAAAUCAGACACCAGCUGUAGUUAUAACCCGGCUUCAAGAUAUUCAAAAGUGUAAUGCAGAAACUGUAUGUGAUACUGUCAUUGAAAAUAUUAAACAAGAUGGUUUAGAUCUCACCAAAUGUGCGCUAUGGACAACUGACAAUACAGCUUAUAUGUCAGGGGAUAAAGGUAGUGCGAUUACACUUUUUAAUAAGAAAACAGGCUUAAAAUCAUUACGAAUUGGAUGUGGGCUCCACAUAAUUCAAAUUGUGCUUAAUCAUUUUGAGCUAGCAGCAUUUGGAAAACUAUCAAAUGGAACUGGUUUUUCAAAAAAAUCACAUCCAUAUAAUUUACUUUAUUUGGCAUGGAAUUUACAUGAUGGAUACAAUGCAAGCGAUAAAGACAAACCACUUAAUGUAAAUUCUCAAAUUAUUAAAAAUCUUUAUGAUGGAUUACUAGGAUUCCAUUACAACCAAUAUCAAUUACCUCUUCGUUCUCGAUGGGACUAUGAAUUACAAACAGCAAAACAAUAUUUAAAUCGUCAUGCUGCUCAUAUUGAAUUUACAAAUUGGUUCAUUGAAAAACUGGAAAAUCGUAAAACUACUCCUAAGACUUAUCUUGAAAAUUGGCGUCUUUUUAAAACUUGGCUAGUUGAUCCAAAAUUAAACAUUCAAGUUAAAUGUUUAUUAAUUACAUUACCUCCUGGCCGGCGUGCUCAUGAGAUGCCAGAUAAAGUAUUUGAAUGGCAUGAGUUUCUCAAAAACCUUACUAAUAACUUUGAUAUGUUUUUUUCCGAUCAACUUACAGAAGCUGCAGAUUCAUUAUCUAGCAAGGAAUUUGAGAUUCUUUUUAAUGAUUUAGAAUAUGGCAUUAUAGAGGCUUUAAAACAUUUUGAAAAAUGGUUAUUACAAUGGCUUCAUUUGCCAUUAGCAGUUUGUCUUCUUGGUGGAAAUAAUGCUCAACCAUUUGCAUCUAGUUUUUAUCAUGUUAUUCUUCAAAAGCCUUGGAUUUCUUUGCCUUCAGAUUUGGAAUUACGCUUUGCACAGGAUUUGGAGGGUGAUAUAAAUAAUGGAAUAACUAAUGACUUUGGUUUGCGUGAAUUGCUAUUGCAUAACAAUGAUUUUCUUGAAGAAUUUAAACGAUUCUGUAGUUGCGAUGAUCCAAAGUUAUACAAAUUUCUUAAUCUUUAUGAUUUCGUUAAAAAUCAUAUUUAUUUCAUUGUUAUCUUCCAACAACAGGUGGAGGGAUUAUUCAAUAAACUAGAUUUGAAGACACACCCGAAUAUGUCACCAGCAGUAAAACAAUCAAAGCUUCGUUUAUCAUCAGAUAAGAUCACAAAAGAAAAUCUGAACGAUGGAUUUAAAGAUAUACGAAAACAAAUAACUAAGUCAAGAAGAACUCCACUCCAAGAAGUCCAAUUUGGACCUAAUAUUGCGUCAACUCUUCUUAAACAAAUUCUUGACUAA